This is a messenger RNA of Volvox carteri f. nagariensis, 8115 nucleotides long. RefSeq lists its product as uncharacterized. The record is from RefSeq and is a predicted model, not a curated record. The transcript has 50 exons. NCBI's taxonomy places the organism in Eukaryota, Viridiplantae, Chlorophyta, Chlorophyceae, Chlamydomonadales, Volvocaceae. Bases 1 to 8115 code for a protein of 2704 amino acids.
AUGUAUGCAAGCAGCGGAGCUCCCAGUGCGGCCGGCAGCGUGUACUCUAAGCGAUUUAGGCUCGGGGCCAACCAGAUCAAUGGCGGUCUGGGCCGCGGGGGCGAUGACCUGGACGCAAGCCGCCGACCCAGUUUCGAAAAUGCCGUGUUCGGCGUCCUGUUCACCCUCAGGCAAGUCCGAGCAAAUUUCUUAGGGUUUCUACACAUGGAUUUGGGUCUGCGGGCUCGUUUCCCCCAAUCCCCCAAUUCCCCCCCCCAUCACCCGCACCCCCCAUGCAGCAAGGAGAACAGCGAGACCCGCAUCGUGAUCCGCUGGGUGCUGUUGAAGAUCCUUCUGGACGGCUGGCAGGUCUUCACCACCGUCAUACAGCCGGCGCAGGGCUGGACUAUCGACGACAGGGGGACGCCGUGGCGCAUCGUCAGUGUCCUGGGCUUCGGCUGGGUGGCGGACCUGGGCUAUGGCGCGUACGUGGCGCUGUUGUACGGCAUGGUGGCUCUCCUUGCUGCCAACAUCGGGCUGUGCGUGUGGGUCGCCUGGUGCUUCAAGGAGCAGAAGUUCCCCGUCGUGUGGCCCAUCAAGGUACUGCGCUUCUUCACCAGCGUCUUCUUCCAGGCCUUCGACAUCGCCUCGCUCAACCUGCUUCAGCCUCGGUCACGUGGCGGGGUCGGCAUCACCUGCCGGCUCAAUGGGCCCCAGAAGCCGCACAAGUACCUGGCACUGUUUCCGUCGUACAGUUGUGCCGCAAUGCCCCACGUGGUCCAUGCGGUGGUGUCCGGAGUCAGCCUUUUGGUGUUUGUCACGCUGGCCCUCCUAACGAACAUGGCCGAGGUUGAAGUCAACCCCAAGAGCCGGCGGCCCAUGGCUCUCGGGCACAGCGGUGCGGAGGUGUCUGCAUUUGCACUCAAGGUCCUCAUGACCCUGGUAGACGUGUUCCUGGGCUGGCCCAAGGUGGCGGCAUGUGUGUAUUUGGCGCUGUCGCUGGCUAUGACGUUUCAGUAUAUGCGAUGGAGUCCCAGCCUGGUUGGGUGGGUGAACCACCUCAAGGCCGCCUGCUCCAUCGCCAUCGUGUGGUGCUCCAUCUGCCUAAUGCUGCUGGUGUUUCACCCCGGGGUGAAGAUGGCGGAGAAGGGGGAUGCGUUCAGACGAGCCAUGACCAUCAUUAUGCUGGCGGGCAUAGGGCCCGCGCUGUUGGGGGGUUUUGCGGCGUCCGUACUGCUCAUGAGGAGGGCGGCGGCGCAGUCGGUGGCAGCCAUUAGUACGGCGGCUGCAAAGAACGCCCCCCUGCAGGACAUUGUGGUGGAUCUGUGGACCGACCCACGGGACGUGGAGAUUGCCGUGAGAUGCUGCCGGGUAUGGGUGGAUCGCAAUGUCCUGGAUAAGGAUGCGGUGGCGAGGGCGCAGCUGUACCUCAAGGCGGGCUUGGCUCUCUUCCCUGGGAAUGCCUUCGUGGUGUUGCUCCAAGCCAACUUCAUGAUUGAGGUGCUGGGGGUGGCGCAGAGCGGUAUGCGCCAAGUGGAGGCUGCCCGGAAACUCAAGCCGGGCAUCAUGAGCCGGUUCAUCAUCUUCGUGCGCAUGCAGCAGGCCCAACAGAAGGCGGCCGGCACCAAUGCCGGCGGAGUGGUGGGGUCAAAUAUGGACCUGCUAGGGUUUGUGGAAUAUCAGCGCAAGCAGCGCAUGGUUGUACGGCUCCAUCGGGAAGCGUUAACUGCCAUGUGUAACUUCUGGAAAGCCCUUGAUGCGCACAACGUGUCGUUCACGUACCUCAGCAAGGCGCUUGCAGCGAUUGAGGUUUCGGUAACACGGGCGCAAACGGCGUAUCACUUGGUGCUCGAGACGUACGGCAGCAACUACCGACUUGUACGGCUGUACGGCAAGUUUUUGGAGACGGUUAAGAAUGAUCCGUGGGGCGCGUUGGAGUACUACACGGAGGCUGAUCGGUUGGAGCAGGAGAAGAAUGACGACGGGGCGGGGCCGCUGCUGCCGGACGGCACGCCUCUUAGCCGAAUGGACGAGCUAGCCACUGCCGUACUGCUGAUCUCCUCCGUGGGAGAGAUCCAGAUGGCCAACAAGCAGGUCCACCAUUUGUUCGGGUACAAGAAGGCUGCAGGCGAGCUGGACGGCAAGCUGAUCAAUGUCCUUCUUGCCCCUCAGAGCAACAAGCGCAUGAUCCAGUGCCUGGUCUCGCUGGUGGAGCAGAGCAUGACGGGGCUGGGGCAGGUGGCGGCGGAGGGACCCCAGACCUCCACCAUGGCUGCCGUACUGGGUAUGCACCACGAGAGGAUGGCAUUCCCCUUGCGGGUGUCCAUUACUAAGGCGACAGGUAUGGGAGAGGACUCCACCUUCAUCGCCCUAUUGGAGCCCGUACAUGUGUCCAAGGAUGCGUCGUACUUUUGGGUGGCCCCCAACGGUGUCAUUGCGGGCUGUGACCCGCAGUUUGUGGCCAACUUUGGGUACCUGCCCCAUGACGUCAUCGGCUCCCACUUGGGCGACUUCCUGGUGUGUGCCGGGGACCUGCAGGCGCUCCGGAACCACAUCGCCUCUGUGUCCAUGGCCUCAGCUAUUGAUCGCUGGGAUCUUGAGGACCAGGAGGAGGAGGAGGGCGCCGGCAACACCGCACGACGACAGCAACAGCAGCAGCAGCCAGUGGGGGAGUCGGUGAACAUAUUGCACAACAUCCUAGCCCACACUGACCGAGGCGGUGCGGCGCCUUGUCACGUGUCCCACCGCUUCGGCCACCCGCUGGCGUGCGAGGCGGCGGGGAGGAAGCUUGAUCUGGGCGAUGCCGUACUGUACGAAGUCCGUAUCUGCCGUGCAUGUCCGGACCCGUUCCUCAUGCUCGUGACCGACCGCAAGGGCGCCAUCAAGUUCGCCUCUCCCCAGCUGACCUCCAUACUGUGCCCUAGAGGCUCCAACGCUCCCGGUGGCCAGCUGAGCGACGGCGACGCGUUCAAGGACCGCACAGACUCGCACCACAAGGGCUCGGGGCAUGGACUGGCAAUUUUGUCCGGUGUUGCUGCAGUCCACGGGCUGAUUGGCGGCUACAGCCUCCGCGACUUCCUACCUCAUCCUUGGAAGGACAUCCACACCAAGUUGCUCAAGGACACCUCCUCCUCCUCCUCCCCUCCGGGCGCCUCCUCCCGCAACUUGUGGAGCUGCACCCGCCCUGUGGGCAAGGGCACCAGCAUGGAGCUGCAUGACGCACAUGGCACCCGUUUCUUCAUGCACGUGGCGGUGAGCAGUGCGGAGGUGGUGGGCGAGCACCUCCACAUCGCCAGGAUGGCGCAUUCCAACCAGGAGAUAGCAACUUCGGAGCGGCGCCUUCGUCUGCAAGUCAACUCCGAGGGCCUUAUCACGGGAGUGCUGGGUCGGGCCCUAUGGGAGGUUGUUGACGGAGUGGAGCAGCAACUGCUGAUGCGGCCCGGCUCCUCCCUGGGGAGAGUGACAGGCCCGGGGCAGGGCAAUGCGGCGGCGUUCUCAGCCUUACUUGAAAAGGUUAUCCAUGCUCCAGGCCGUUCGUACCGGGUCGCUGUCGUACCGCCGACGCCCGCAUCCGGCAUCGGCUCCGCCGUCUCCCGCGCGAACGCCGAGCUGGCGGCCGCGCAACGGGCCGCCCAGGUCCGAGCGGCCGUGAUGACGAUCCAUAUCCCGCUGCUGUCGGACGACGAGAGUGAAGGCCCCGACGGGUUACCUGGCGGCGGCAGCUCCGCCGGCGACGGCGGCGAGUCCGGAUUCGCCACCCCCAGCCCGCAGAUCGGCGGCAGCGGUGACGGCACCCCUGCCGGCGGCGGCGCCGCCGCCGUGGCCGCUACUUCGCGCGACUCCGCCGUCACAGUUGACUUGUGGCCGGUUCACAGCGUCAGCGGCGUCCUGGAGCUGAACAGCUUGGGUCGCAUUACGUCUAUUUUGGAGGAGCACACGCGACCCGCGGGUCUGUUGUUCGGUGUUGCGACCAAGUCGUUGGUGGGUCAGUCGCUGACGGCGCUGGUGCCAUUGCCGCCGGGACGGGAGGAGGUGGGCGACUUGCUUUCGGCGGGCAGCCGCAGCAAGAAGAGCAGCCUCAAGCAGGCAGCCAAGGACCCGGUCGUGAAGGUGGGCCCAGUCCACAUCCUGCAGGCUAUCCACGCGGACGGCCACCCGCUUCAGCUGGCGGUGCAGGUGGUGGGGAAACCGAGGGGCGGGGAGCAGCUCACAGUGCUGAUGAGACUGCACGUUACUCCUAUGAUGCCAAACGGCGGCGGUGGAGGUGGCAAAGCCGGUAGGGGUACGGACGACGGCAGACUGCCGCUGGACUCCCCGCUGGUGCUGCCGGCAGCGACAGCGAGGAUGACGACAGCGACGGCGGCAGCGGCAGCCAAGGUCCCGGCGCCCAAGGCGCCCGUGCCGAAGCCCCCUGAUAAGGCCCAAGAGAAGAGUACGGCAGCGGAGCGGCUUCUUGCGAGGUUGGAAUCUUGUGACACGCCGUCCAUACGGGAUAUGGAGGAGUUUGUAACGGGCCGGUCCAUGAAUGCGCGUACGGCAAGCACAUCCGCCGCGGCUGCUGCUGCCGCUGCGGUGGCGGCGGGAUCGCCGCCGGGAACAGCGUCGGCGGUGGCGGCGGGCGGGCUCUCGGCGUCGGCAUCGAAAGUCCCGGACGAGAGCAGCGGUGGCGGCGGCAAGAACAUGACGCCGCCCGGUACGGCUCAUCGCGCCGCCAGUGGGACGGCUUUAAAACCACCCCUGGACAUCCACCGCCGCCUGGGGUCUCCCCGCGCACGUCCCGCCACGCCGAGUACGCCCGUCAAGUCACCGGCUGAGCUGCUGGCCGUCGGCGGCUCGGACAGCGCCAACGGCGCUGCAUUCGGCAGCGGCGGCACAGGCAACGGGAUGGCCGGCGGCGGGCAGCCGGCCGCGUCGCUGCCGCCAAUGCCGGCGGCUCUGGCCGGUGCGGGCUUGGAGCUGCCGCUGCCCGGGGUGGUGACGACGGCGGGUGGCGGCGGCGGCGGCGGCGCUGCGGUUCGCGUCGCCUCGUCACGCCGAGAUUUGGUCCAUCGGGAGGCAGGUACCCCGAGGAUCGGGUCGACCAGCGCCGCCACUCCCGCCGUCACCCAAACAACAACGUUCACCCCCAUGGCCGAUGACGACUCGGCCAUAGAAGGCAGUGCGGCGGCGGGUUACAGCGCUAACAGCAAGGACGAGCAAAGCGACGAUCCAGAUGCCGUACAGCCCGUGUCUGCCGGCGGCGGAAAGAACAUGCAGCGCAUCCAAGAGUGGGUCAUGACGAAGGGCGAGCUCUACCAGAACGCAAAGCCCAAGCUAGAGCGCGAUGACGUAAAUCCCCUGGAUGCCGCCGCCGCCACCAAGGCACUAGACGUCGACGUUGACGACGACGACGAGGAAGGGGAAGGGGAAGAGCAGACCAGCCAAGUGACGGAGGAGCGAGCAACAACGAGCAGGUUUGCGUCGCUGCGCGCGCCGCCGCCGGCGGUACUGAGCCUCGCGGCCGGCGGCGGCGGCGGCGGCGGCGGCGGCGCCGUGCGUACCGGCUCCGCCAACAUUGCCAGUUGGGCGGCGGCGGCGGGGCUGGAGACGACCACGCGGACGCCGUCGUUCAGCAGCCCACCUGCUGUAUCCGGGCCGCCUGUGGGGCUGUUUGCGCCCCCUCAGCCCGCCUACCCGCCGCUAUCCGGCGAUUUCGACGACACCGCCAGCAACGGCGGCCAGAGCGUCAUGUCGGGCAACUCCGGUACCAGCGGUGGUGCGGAAUACAAACGCGGCAAGCGGUUCCGCAACUUGGUGAAGCUGAUGGACAGCAGCGAGGCCGAGCAGGUGCUCCGGCGGUUUCGUGUGGGGGCGCUGCUGACCAUGGCGGUGCUGGCGGCGGCACACACGGUGUGUUUUUCGUUUGUGGUGGUCAGCAUCAAGGGCCAGCAGCAAUCCAUGGGGCAGCUGGUCACGGCGGGUCGCUCCCAGCGCUACCUGCACCAGGUGCUGGUCAGCCUCCGCGCCAUGGACCAGAUUCUCAAGGGCAAGACAUCGACAGCCUUUGAAUUGUACAACAACACAUCCGUGGAUACCUUGGCACAAAAGGUGUUUGACUCGGCCAUGCAAGUGAAGGUCUGGUCAAAGGUCAACGCAACCACAAACGAGGACGUGUACGUCAACAUGACGUUGUGGGACCUGGCCACCAAGGUGUAUACGAGCAGCAAGGACGUGUAUCAGAACUACCGGGAGUGGAACCGAACCCAGGUCAACAUCUCCACUACGCCCUCGGGCCAGUUCCUGCUCAAGAGCGGGCCGGAGCUGUUCAACGGCUUCAGGAAGAUUUUGGACGACCUGCUUUACAUUGCGAUGCGCAACACCAGCCAGGUGAAUAACCUGUUGUUGGCUUUCCUCGUGGCUGAGGGCUGCGGAGUGUCGGUGAUGGCAGCUGCAAUGCUGGCGUACUUGCUGAGGAAGCUGGCAUUACAGCGGUACACGCUGUACGGCACAUUUUUGGUGAUUCCCGUGGGCCUUACUCGCGCGCUGUCGUCUCAGCUGGCCAACACCACGUUGCUGGAGGAGGAGGAGGAGGACGAGGAGGAGGACGACGGACCGCACGGCGAUGACGACCACGACAAGUCGGGGAUUUCGGACGUCGAGACGAACGGCGGCAACGAUAACCGAAACCACGGCGGCAACGAUAACCGAAAUCACGGUUUGCCCAGCGGCAGCAUGCGCAAUCGCCACGCCACGCUAGCGCCCUCGGCCACGAUAAACAGCCGCCGGCGGCCCAGCUUCCAGGCUGCCGUACUGGCGGCGUACGCCAAGGCCGCCGCCUCGGGCGAGACGCAACACGCCGCCAGGCUGCCGGCGGCGGCGGCGGCGGCUGUCCCCGGGGGCCGCUCGUUCAGCCGUGUGAAUUCCAUCCAGCACAGGGCCCUGGUGCUGCGAUCUUCUUGGGGUCGCUUUCGUGAGGGGCUUAUGUCCCGACUUUACCAGUGCCUGCCUUGCCUGGCAAGAAGGUCUCAGACGGUGUUCCCCACCUCCCACGGCCCGGGUGCCGCUGCCGUGGAGCACCACCACAAGCGGCACCUGAAGCUGGACUCCAACGACACCACGAGGCUGCUGAUGCCCUUCGUGCUGUGGUCCUGUCUGGUGGUGACGUUCUACGCGGUGUCGGUGGCGGAGCUCAAGCAAUCCAAGCCGCUGGUGGCCGUCGCCAGCGUCAGCAACUUCAACACCGCCCGUACCUACCGGUCCUGUUUCUUUGCCCAGGAAUUGGCUGCGGAGGAGGACCCGACCAAGUUGCCUGCCCGUCGGGCGGUUUUGAAGAAAGCGGCGACCAUGUUGAGGGACGCAUUUUACACUUUGAAGUUGGGCUCGGAGGCCUGGAGGACCCUGGGACCCAACACGGAGCGCUUCCCGCUGGUGACUCUGGGUAUGUCGUACGAGAACCGUGCCCUCCGUGAGCUCUUCUACACGAACACGGGCUGUCUGCGCUCCCCGCCCAACCUGCCCUGCCCGGGCCCGGAGUACAGAUGGUAUCAGCUGACCCACUCUGGUGUGGACAGCAUCAUGCAGGUGUACCUGAACCACCUGUUCGCGAUGGCGGAGGAGGUGGUGGAUGUGAAGCCCGGCCUGGACAACCCGCACCUGGACUUCAUCUAUAACGUGGGAACUAAGGACCUAACGGACGCCAACAUCCGAAUCGGUGUCGCCCACUUCGACCACAUUGAGAACCUGUUCUCAAACAUUCUGUUGCUCCACAUCCUGCUCUUUGUGCUGCUGUGGUUCUUCCUGGCCGGGUUCUUCGUGCUGCUGCUGAAGCCGCUCCUGGUUAGAUUGGCCCGGGAGAAGCGCCAUAUAGCCGAGCUGCUGAGUCAGCUUCCCCUGGAGCUGGAUGUUGAGAAGAUGGUCCGGGUGGCGCUGGCGGGGAGCACGGGGGGCCCCGCGGCAGCGGCGGCGGCGGCGGCGGCGGCGGAGGGGGGCAGUGGGGGUGAGGCGCAUGCAGGCGCAGCUAACGUGGCGCAGCAGCAGCAGCUGGCCUCGGAUGCAGCUCGCGCCUGGAAGAACGUGCUGCGCACCACAUCCAACGCGAUCAGCCAGGAGAGGGAGCGCAGGAACAGCUUGAUGAUCUCCAACAAAAUGCUGCAAUAG